This is a messenger RNA of Ipomoea triloba (trilobed morning glory), 1524 nucleotides long. RefSeq lists its product as uncharacterized. The transcript is spliced from 8 exons. The record is from RefSeq and is a predicted model, not a curated record. Bases 212 to 1156 code for a protein of 314 amino acids. Gene Ontology annotation, molecular function: S-adenosylmethionine-dependent methyltransferase activity. Lineage: Eukaryota; Viridiplantae; Streptophyta; Magnoliopsida; Solanales; Convolvulaceae.
UUCCUUUUCCUCCACACAAAAUAAAAAACGAAACAAAAAAUUUUAAACAAAAAUGAAACAAAAUCACCAAAGUUUUCCUCCUCUCCUUCUGUCGCUGGUGAAAUCUCCGAUAUAUAUAGGUCUGAUUGCGUAUAUAUACUCUCACAGAGAAACAAGUAAGAACAAAAGAGAAGAGAAAGAAACCCAUCAUAGGACAUAGUCAUAUAUUGCCAUGGCUAUUGCUGCUCCUGCUGCUUCGCCUUCCAUUCGCAUAAGCCAUCGAAGUUCUUUAUUCCCGAAUUGCCCUUCUGUUUCUUGGAAAUCCCAGUAUCGUCCUCACUCUGUCGUGCUUUCUAGUAGAAUCAGAGCAAGCUCCAGUCUUGCUGUUGAACCGGAGUUAAGUACUCAAGCUCAAACAAGUACAGAUGUUGAAUUGUUUGCAUGCCCAGUUUGUUAUGAACCGCUAAUAAGAAAAGGUCCUUCGGGUUUUAAUUUACCAGCAAUCUAUAGAUCUGGAUUCAAAUGCAAGAAGUGUAACAAGACAUAUUCGAGUAAAAAUAUCUAUGUCGAUCUUACUGUUACUGCUGGAACAAAGGAGUACAAUGAAUUUAAACCCGCUAGAACUGAGCUAUUCAGGAGUCCGCUUGUUUCCUUCUUGUAUGAGAGAGGCUGGCGUCAAAAUUUUAACCGGAGCGGUUUUCCAGGUCCCGAUGAAGAGUUUCAAAUGGCUCAGGAAUACUUUAAAGCAGUUCAAGGUGGUAUUCUUGUAGAUGUAAGCUGUGGCAGUGGAUUGUUCUCCCGGAAAUUUGCAAAGUCAGGCGACUAUUCAAGAGUCAUUGCACUGGAUUUUUCUGAAAAUAUGCUGCGCCAGUGUUACGACUUCAUCAAGAACGAUGAAAGUAUUCUAAACUCGAAUCUUGCACUUGUGAGGGCAGAUGUUUCCCGAUUACCUUUCUCAUCUGGAUCAGUUGAUGCUGUUCAUGCUGGUGCAGCGUUGCAUUGUUGGCCAUCACCAUCAAAUGCAAUUGCUGAAAUCAACCGUAUCUUGCGUAGUGGGGGUGUGUUUGUGGGAACUACUUUUCUUCGAUUCCGUCAAUCUACUCCUGCAAUACUAAGGCCAUUAAGAGAGUUGAAUUUGGAAGCAGAGGGCUUUGCAAGGCUACAGCUACCUUACUGAGGAGGAGAUUGAAGACUUGUGCAAAUCUUGUGGCCUUGUCAAUUUUUCCAAGAAAGUCCAAGAAUCCUUCAUCAUGUUUUCUGCUCAAAAACCAUAAUCUUGUUUUCUCUUGUUUCAUCUUUUUGUCUCUUGUAUACCUUGUUCUUUUAAUGUUACAUCCACUUUGUAAGAAGCAAAUAAUAUAAUUAAAUACAGGAAAUGUUAUAAUGGCUUAGGGCAUCAUGUCUUCACCUUUUUUUUUUUUAUUUUUACGGGUGAUGUGGAAAACUCAAAGUCAUUAUCUGAAAGUGUGCGUGCAUUAGGUAUAUUUUACUCCUAUGUAAUAGAGAAGUAAACUACAAUAAUUAAACUCGUGGUUUUAUGUACAA